Cyclospora cayetanensis is the source of this 2190-nucleotide messenger RNA. Its product is annotated as threonylcarbamoyladenosine tRNA methylthiotransferase. Gene Ontology annotation, cellular component: endoplasmic reticulum. Lineage: Eukaryota; Apicomplexa; Conoidasida; Eucoccidiorida; Eimeriidae. The transcript is spliced from 11 exons. Gene Ontology annotation, biological process: tRNA methylthiolation. Bases 1 to 2190 code for a protein of 729 amino acids. Gene Ontology annotation, molecular function: 4 iron, 4 sulfur cluster binding; tRNA (N(6)-L-threonylcarbamoyladenosine(37)-C(2))-methylthiotransferase activity. The record is from RefSeq and is a predicted model, not a curated record.
AUGCGGCUUCAGAUGCAGCUCCCCCAGCGCAUGCGAGACAUUCCACUGCCUGCCGUCACAGCUGUCUCUGUGCUUGCGGCAGCGGCGGGGGUUGCAGGCACUCUGCAUCUUUCAGGGCGUCUCAGGGAAUGCCGCGUCCUCUCUUUUGUGGGGGUAGGGGCCCUUCUGGGAGCCGCUGGGGUGUAUGCGUGGGGCCUCACCGGGGAAGCCUCCCAGGCCUCACCCCGCUCCAGUGGCUCUAACAGGGCGCAGGAAGUCUUGGCUGGCGGCGGCUGUUCAGAGGAGCUCGAGACGGAGGACGGGCAAGCAUGGGCCCUGGACCCUCCUGGAGAAGCCGCGGAAGCAGCAGCAGAAACGCAAGAAAAGGACGAAGAUCUGGAGGAUUUGAAAAGUGCGGGAGAUGAAGAGAGCGGUUUAGGCCGCGCUCCAACACCUGCAGCGUACAUACAGUCCAAAGCCGCGCGGCAACGGGCCCUUGCCCGGCGCAUGCAGAGGCAGAGCAGUGAAGGUGGGGUCGUUGAACACUCUCUUUCUGAAGCGAAUCCAACGCUCUUGGGGGCCGAAACAAGAGCCAAUGAUGAGCUCUUUCUCCCGGGGCGAGCGAGGGUCUACAUGAAGACAUUUGGAUGCUCUCACAAUGUGUCAGACUCGGAAUACAUGCAGGGUUUGUUGCAUGCCGCCGGCUAUCAGUUCGUGGACAGCCUGGACGCUGCAGACAUCUGCAUCGUGAAUUCGUGCACCGUGAAGAGCCCUUCCGAGUUUGCGCUGUACUCAGUCAUUGAGGCAGCCCUCGGGAAGAAGGGCAGCGAUUAUGGCGGCUCUGAUGCUCCCGGACGGACGUCAUCUCGCGCGGCGAAGCGGCAGGGGCCUCCGUUUGCUGGACAUGGAGUGGAAGGGGGCCCCCCGAGCAACCAGGGCCUGGGAGCUUCUGAGGGGGCCUCCGUGGGCCCCGUAGGCGCUGAAGCGGUGCAGCAGGGGGCACAGUCGUUGAUGCAGCCUCAGGUUCCUGGAAGGCGUAUUCCGUGUGUAGUGGCAGGUUGCGUGCCAGGUGGUGUUGGAUCGGGGGCACGCGGCUCUCGAGCUAAAGACGGGGCCUCGUCAUGGCAAGACGCGCUGCUGUCGGAGUGCUCGGUUGUGGGAGUCUCUCGCAUCAGCCGUAUUGUGGAGGUCGUUGAGGAGACGUUGCAGGGCCGCAUUGUGCGGCUAACCGGCGGGAAGGGGCUGCCGCCCCUCGACUUGCCUAAGAUUCGGCGAAACCGACUCGUAGAAAUUGUGCCAAUCAGCACGGGGUGCCUUGGUAACUGUACGUACUGCAAGACCAAGCACGCGAGGGGGGAGCUGGGAAGCUACCCGGAGGAGGUCAUUGAGGCUCGGAUCCGCAGCGCUAUUCAGGAGGGGGUGACGCAGAUCUGGCUGACUAGCGAAGACACCGGCGCCUAUGGUCUGGAUAUAGGGAGCAGCUUGACGCAGUUGCUGAAGCGUCUGCUGAGCUUGCCCUUGAGAGAGGAGGUGAUGCUGCGUGUAGGAAUGGGGAAUCCACCCUUUCUGCUAAGCCAGCUAGCGGCUGCAACCGAACUGCUGGGGCAUCCGAAUCUCUUUGAGUUCUUGCAGCUGCCGGUACAGUCCGGCAGCAAUCGCGUCCUCAGUCGCAUGAGGAGAGACUAUACAGCGGAGCAGUUUAGGACAGUAGUCGAUGCCUGUCUUAAGGCGCACCCACGAAUGAGCAUCAUGACGGACGUGAUAUGCGGAUUUCCUGGCGAGACGGAGGAGGACCAUCAGCAGACGUUGCAGCUGCUCAAAGAAUACAAAUUUCCAGCCGUCAACAUUAGCCAGUUCUAUCCCCGACCAGGAACUCCCGCCGCCUCCAUGAAACAGCUGCCUUCCCAAAUUGUCAAGCGCCGGAGUCGGGAGGUCACACAGCUCUUCGAGUCCUAUACAUGCUAUGACUGGAUGGUUGGCACUGUCCAAAAGGUAUGGUUCUCGUCUAACUCAGACCGAAGCGAUCACACAGUGGGGCACACGAAGCAAUACGUCAAAGUCCUUGUUGGCAGAGAUGACGCGCUGUUGGGGCGCGUCUGUUUUGUACGGGUGACGAGUGCCGCCAAGUGGCAUUGCCUAGGGACUCUCUGUGAGCCUCCCACCGCGUGUGCACCCCCUUCCUCCGCUUCUCCCCCUAGUGACCUCACGUGA